CUUAGUAGGCAUCAGCGAAUACACAGAGGAGACAAACCCUAUGAAUGCCGUGAGUGCGGGAAAAGUUUCACUCAGAGAUAUACCCUUAUCUCUCAUCAGAGAAUCCACACGGGAGAGCGACCCUACAAAUGCUGUAAGUGCGGGAUAAGCUUCACUCAGAGAUCAGCCCUUAUCUCUCAUCAGACAAUGCACACGGGAGAGCGACCCUAUGAAUGUUGUGAGUGUGGGAAAAGCUUCUCUCGGAGCUCAAACCUUACUAUACAUCAGCGGAUCCACACAGGAGAGAGACCCUAUGAAUGCCGUGAGUGCAGGAAAAGUUUCACUCACCUCUCCUCCCUUAUCUCCCAUCAGACAACGCAUACGGGAAAGCGACCCUACGAAUGUUGUGAAUGUGGGAAAAGCUUCUCUCGGAGCUCAAACCUUACUAUGCAUCAGAGGAUCCACACAGGAGAGACACCCUAUGAAUGCAGUGAGUGCGGGAAACGUUUCACUCAUCUCUCCUCCCUUAUCUCUCAUCAGAGAGUCCACACGGGAGAGAAACCCUAUGAAUGCAGUGAGUGCGGGAAAAGCUUCUCUCGGAACUCAACCCUUAUUACACAUUACAGAAUCCACACCGGGCAGAGACCCUAUGAAUGCUGCGAGUGUGGGAAAAGCUUCAGUCAUAGCUCAGGCCUUUCUAAACAUCAGAGAAUCCGUAAAGGAGAUAAACUUCAUAAAAACCUUCUCUAGAGCUGUGAGAAGAUUUUUUCUUUAAUUCUUUUGACAGUUCCCAGAUAGUAACUAUUAAGGUAUUUGCAUCUUUUGCACAUUGUGGUCCCUCAGCUCCCACACAUGAGUUGCCCAGUUUUGAAGCUCGCCCAUCUUUGGGGUGGAUCCUGUGGUCCUUUCUAUCAACUCCAUUGUCCUGCGAGUCAUGGGAGUGGGUGUCCUUUCUACCAGGAAUGUCCGUCACCCCAGGUGAGGGAGAUAGGGAGUGUCUUCAACCAUUUACGUUGAGAUAAAAUCUACCUGGGCCUCAUCACUAUGGUUGCCAUGGAGUUAGCUAGCUUGAGUUCACUUUUCUGAUAACUAUUCUUGCACUAAAGACGAGGGCAAUGGAAAGUAGGUGGAGCUAUCUUGCACAUUUCCUCCUGAUCUGACCUAACCACCGUCACAUUUCCUUGUCUUAACAAACCUGGAGUUUCACAUUUGUAUCCUCCUCCCAGUGCAAAGUUAUUGUUCGAGUUGCCACAUUCCUCUUUGAGGACAGAUUUUCUCAUUCCCAGUUGUCACAUUACCCUGGAUUGUGCAGAACAGCAGUUAUUUUGACU
This is a messenger RNA of Mauremys mutica (yellowpond turtle), 1310 nucleotides long. Its product is annotated as zinc finger protein 70-like. NCBI's taxonomy places the organism in Eukaryota, Metazoa, Chordata, Testudines, Geoemydidae. Bases 187 to 729 code for a protein of 180 amino acids. Gene Ontology annotation, molecular function: RNA polymerase II cis-regulatory region sequence-specific DNA binding; DNA-binding transcription factor activity, RNA polymerase II-specific. Gene Ontology annotation, biological process: regulation of transcription by RNA polymerase II. The transcript has a single exon. The record is from RefSeq and is a predicted model, not a curated record.